Dibothriocephalus latus is the source of this 369-nucleotide messenger RNA. Lineage: Eukaryota; Metazoa; Platyhelminthes; Cestoda; Diphyllobothriidea; Diphyllobothriidae. The record is from the annotation of a GenBank genome assembly.
AUGUGCUCAGCCGCCAACAGGCCUAUAAAUGCGGGUACCGUUUCGGUCUCUGAAGUUAAACCGAACCUAGUCAUGGCUGCCACGUCGAUCGCCUACCAGCUUACCCUUCUGUUACUCGCUAGUCUACUGGUUGCGUCUUCUACUUCCGCCAAACCGUACGGAGACCUUCCACGCGCUAUUGAGGCAGAGGAGGCUGACCUCGAGCAGGCGGACAGUGAUGCGAGCUACGAGGAACUGCUUGAGUAUCUGCUGUCCCGGGCACACGCAAAACGCGGAUUCCUGACCGCCUCUCGUCUCGGCAAACGCGGGUUCCUGACAGCCAGCCGCCUCGGCAAACGCGGCAUGUUCAUCGGAUCUCGACUGGGCUAA